CCAUUUCGAGUGGGAGUUGAAGCUUCCUUUCGAAGCCGUACGCCUUCAUUUGUGAUAACGCUUUUGAGUUAAAAUCAAAAUUAUAUUCUAAGUGUGUUGGGUUUUUUUUGAAAACAUAUUAAUUAGGUUAGUGUUUGUGGGGUUUAUUUUUAAUUGUGAAAGCGGACUUUGUUGGUUGGGGGAUAAAAAAAAAUGAGCGUAGAGGCGUACGGGCCGAGCUCGCAGACUCUCACCUUCCUGGACACGGAGGAAGCGGAGCUGCUGGGAGCCGACACGCAGGGCUCGGAGUUCGAGUUCACCGACUUCACCCUGCCGAGCCAGACCCAAACACAAGGCCAGACCCAGAGUCAGCUCGACAACCAGGUGAAUGGACCUGAGGGAGUUCUGCAGAAUGGUGAUGAUGCUGUGGUGAAAACCAGUCAACUUCUAGCAGAGCUCAAUUUCGAAGAAGAUGAAGAGGACACCUAUUACACCAAGGAUCUCCCUGUGCAUGCCUGCAGUUACUGUGGCAUUCAUGAUCCUGCCUGUGUGGUGUACUGCAACACCAGCAAGAAGUGGUUCUGCAAUGGACGUGGCAACACCUCUGGCAGCCAUAUUGUCAACCAUUUGGUCCGUGCCAAAUGUAAGGAGGUGACCCUGCAUAAAGAUGGUCCUUUGGGGGAGACCGUGUUGGAGUGUUACAACUGUGGCUGUCGCAAUGUUUUCCUCCUGGGCUUCAUUCCAGCCAAGGCCGAUUCUGUCGUGGUGCUUCUGUGCAGGCAGCCAUGUGCCAGUCAGAGCAGCCUGAAGGAUAUUAACUGGGACAGCUCCCAGUGGCAGCCUCUGAUCCAGGACCGGUGCUUUCUGUCCUGGCUGGUGAAGAUCCCAUCUGAGCAGGAGCAGCUCAGGGCACGCCAGAUCACCGCUCAGCAGAUCAACAAACUGGAGGAGCUCUGGAAGGAGAAUCCAACUGCGACGCUUGAGGAUUUGGAGAAGCCUGGUGUGGAUGAAGAGCCUCAGCAUGUGCUGCUACGCUAUGAAGACGCCUACCAGUAUCAGAACAUCUUUGGGCCAUUGGUCAAACUUGAAGCAGACUAUGACAAGAAGCUUAAAGAGUCCCAGACCCAAGACAAUAUAACUGUCAGGUGGGACUUGGGCCUGAAUAAAAAGAGGAUUGCUUAUUUCACCCUUCCCAAGACGGAUUCAGGUGAUAUGCGUCUUAUGCAAGGGGAUGAGAUCUGUCUGCGUUAUAAGGGAGACUUGGCUCCUCUCUGGAAGGGGAUUGGACAUGUCAUCAAAGUCCCGGACAAUUAUGGAGAUGAGAUUGCUAUAGAGCUGAGGAGCAGUGCUGGAGCUCCUGUCGAGGUGCCCCACAACUUCCAGGUGGAUUUUGUAUGGAAAUCCACUUCUUUUGACCGCAUGCAGAGUGCCCUGAAAACAUUUGCCGUAGACGAGACCUCAGUGUCCGGUUAUAUCUAUCACAAGUUGCUUGGUCAUGAGGUAGAGGAUGUGAUCAUUAAGUGCCAGUUACCCAAGCGCUUCACUGCCCAGGGCCUGCCUGACCUCAACCACUCACAGGUGUAUGCUGUGAAAACGGUGCUUCAGCGUCCUCUCAGUCUGAUCCAGGGGCCUCCUGGUACUGGCAAAACUGUUACCUCAGCAACUAUUGUUUACCACCUGGCUAGACAGGGCAACGGGCCGGUGCUCGUAUGCGCUCCCAGCAACAUUGCAGUGGACCAGCUGACGGAGAAAAUUCACCAGACAGGACUAAAGGUGGUGCGUCUUUGUGCGAAGAGCCGAGAGGCCAUCGACUCUCCUGUGUCCUUCCUGGCUCUGCACAACCAGAUUCGCAACAUGGACAGCAUGCCAGAACUGCAAAAGCUGCAACAGCUAAAGGAUGAAACAGGAGAGCUGUCGUCCUCUGAUGAGAAGCGCUACAGGGCCCUGAAACGCACUGCAGAAAGGGAGCUACUCAUGAACGCUGAUGUGAUCUGUUGUACUUGUGUGGGUGCGGGAGAUCCUCGUCUUGCUAAAAUGCAGUUCCGCUCCAUCCUGAUCGAUGAGAGUACCCAGGCUACUGAGCCGGAGUGCAUGGUGCCUGUAGUGCUGGGGGCCAAGCAGCUGAUCCUGGUGGGUGAUCACUGCCAGCUAGGUCCAGUGGUCAUGUGUAAAAAGGCUGCUAAGGCAGGUCUGUCCCAGUCUCUUUUCGAGAGACUGGUGGUGCUGGGCAUCAGACCCAUCCGCUUGCAAGUGCAGUACCGUAUGCACCCUGCACUCAGCGCUUUCCCGUCCAAUAUCUUCUAUGAAGGAUCUCUCCAAAAUGGAGUCACUGCUGCCGACCGCAUCAAGAAAGGCUUUGAUUUCCAGUGGCCUCAGCCAGAUAAGCCCAUGUUCUUCUAUGUGACUCAGGGCCAGGAGGAGAUUGCCAGCUCGGGCACCUCCUACCUCAACAGGACUGAGGCUGCUAAUGUGGAGAAGAUCACCACUCGCCUAUUGAAGGCCGGAGCCAAACCGGACCAGAUCGGCAUAAUCACUCCAUAUGAGGGCCAGCGCUCCUACCUGGUGCAGUACAUGCAGUUCAGCGGGUCACUUCAUACUAAGCUCUACCAGGAGGUGGAGAUAGCCAGCGUGGACGCCUUCCAAGGCCGUGAGAAGGACUUCAUUAUUCUGUCCUGCGUCAGGGCCAAUGAACACCAAGGCAUCGGCUUUCUUAAUGAUCCACGCAGGCUGAACGUGGCCCUCACCAGAGCCAGAUAUGGAGUGAUCAUUGUGGGGAAUCCUAAAGCUCUGUCUAAGCAGCCACUCUGGAACCACCUGCUGAACUACUACAAGGAGCAGAAGGUUCUGGUCGAGGGGCCUCUCAACAACCUGAGAGAGAGCCUUAUGCAGUUCAGCAAACCUCGCAAACUCGUCAACACAAUCAAUCCUGGAGCUCGGUUUAUGAGCACUGCCAUGUAUGAUGCCAGGGAGGCCAUGAUCCCCGGGUCAGUGUACGACCGCAGCAACCCUGGUCGUCCAUCGAACAUGUAUUUCCAAACUCAUGACCAGAUUGGGAUGAUUGGCGCAGGGCCAAACCCUAUGGCCUCCAUGAACAUUCCCAUACCCUUCAACCUGGUCAUGCCUCCCAUGCCCCCUCCAGGUUACAUGGGCCAGAUUAAUGGACCAGCUACUGGUCGCGGAGCUCCAAAAGGUAAGACAGGUGGGCGUGGAGGGCGUCAGAGGAACCGUGGUGUGGGUAACCAUGGCAGCGGGCAAGCCAACCUGGCGAACAGCCAGGCCAGUCAAGAUCUGGUGUCUCAGCCUUUCUCCCAGGGCCCCCUGACCCAGGGCUACAUUACCAUGAGCCAGCCUUCACAGAUGAGCCAGCCAGGCCUGUCCCAGCCUGAACUUUCCCAGGACAGUUACCUGGGCGAUGAGUUCAAGUCGCAGAUGGAUGUGGCUCUGUCCCAGGAUUCCACUUACCAGGGUGAACGGGCAUACCAACAUGGAGGAGUGACCGGACUCUCUCAGUACUAGAGUGUUGUUGGAACGGGAGCUAGGCCUACGCUGAGCUUAGUUCAUCAGCAUUUUAAAUCUGGGUAAAUAUAAAAAAAGAACAAACAUGGAUGCCUGUUUUCCACUGUUACAACUGAAGCACCAUGGUGUGAGAACAACAGGAGAGAAUCAAACCAAUCACGUGUGAAAAAAGAGGGAGAAAAGCAGGAUGAGAAAAGAAGGAACGAAAGAGAGUGGAGGGAGGAAACCACCCCACCACUCGCUAAGGAUGGGAAGGAGGAGGAGAGAGGAGCAGACGCAGCAUAGGAGGAGACGAUGUAGGAGGGAAACCAAACCGAGAUCUUCGAUCUGCAACUCCGCAUAGUCGAGGCGCCUCCUGGGGAGCAGGGCGGUCCCUUACCUGCCUCCUCUCUCUCGCCAGGCUGCCGCCGGCAGCCGCAGACCUCGCUCUGCCACCCGAGACGGAGAGAAGACGAAGUUCUCUUAAAACUACCUGCAAAAAAAAACGCCACGCUUGCUCUGUCGUCUCCACAAGCUGAAAGAUGAGGUGACGUCUUUAAAAGAAAAAAAAAAAUCAAAUAAAGAUAUUUUUAAAAAAUAAACACUUUCAAGCAGCUGAUUUUGGGGAAAAUUUUCCCUUCAAAGUUGGAAUCUGACUUUCAGAUAUUACCACCAAACAUCUGUGAGAGGAUGGGGAAACAUCUACAGCAGAGGGUUGUGGUUUUACUCUUUUUUUUUUUUUUUUCUCCUUUGUUCCUGUUGGUGGUGGUCCCAUCUUUACAAAUGGUGCUAGGAGUCUCUGAAGAAAGAUUCAACUUUGAGGAAAGUUUUCUUGUUGAAUGUUGCGGAGUAGUGGAUCAGAAAUGGAACAGCCCUGAGAGAUGUCACCUGCUCUGGGUGUCUGACCGUGUAAAAGAAGUCUUAACAAAUGGCUUUGUGAUUUAUUAUUUUAUUUUAUUUUUUAACAAAACGGAAGGGUUAAGAGUUUUUUCUUCCUCCCCCCCUCCCCAUCCCCCAUUUUUAAAACAAGUUGUGUUGAACCAGGAUAAACAAUUGCAGCAGAACCUAAAUUUAGAGAUCGGUCAGUCAUUAGUGGCUUGUUGAUGUGUCUGUAUGGAAAAUGUGAGGUCACGGGUCCCCAAGGAAAUGAGCCAGAAAGCCAGUUGUCAAACCACUAAAGUUAACCCGUCACAGACUAUGUGCUGACUGGACUGCAGGAGAUUGAACCCAGGAAGAUAAUACAGGCUUGAGAGAGGUUUAGAGAAAUUUCAACCUGUACGAAGAUUAAAGUGCUGUUCAGCAGCAGCUCUGGCAAGUAGCAUAUUGAUUGUGGUCGGUUCCUCUGGCUUCAAUACCGCCAUUAAAAUCUUUACACUUUUACUACAGGCAGUGCUGCAAAGCCAAGAUCCCCCCCCCCCCCCCCUUAAAUCGCUCCACCUAUUUAGUAAAACUCAUAAUAAUGCACCACAUAUCAGAGUUCUUGAGUUCAAUUAUUCCUAUACAUGAGUUUCAGCUGAGUUAAAACUGCCCCAAAUCAUAAAAGUGACCGUUUGUUAAAGGCUGAAGGGCAGACAGGUGGGAUUCUCUCUGUCUGUGUCCAUUUCCAACGAACGAGCAGAUUGAAAGAGGCUGCUGUACUCGUCUCUUGCUUACUUGGAUGCCAGUGUGCGCAUAGAUGGUAGUGUUCUGCUAAGGAGGUUGUGUAUUUGCCUCCGUAAUUGUCUCUCUCGUUUUGUGAUUUGGUUUUUUUGUUUGUUUGUUUUUGUUUUUCCCCCUCUUGUUGGUUGUUGAAGUUGCUUUCCCCCCCCUUUAAUUACUGUCCGUAUUAUUUUAACACCUAAUUGCGUAUUUCAUUUCUAUAGUCUGGAUAUGAAUGAGGUGUACUACAUUUAUCCAUUUCAUCAUCCAAGAUGACUUUUUUUUUUUUUCAUAAAUUUCUGAUUUUAUUUCUUUACUUUCUUUUUCAAAGCUUUGCUCGUAUAAUGCUUUGCUACAGCAACAUGUGAUGCCUUGUCAUUUUCAUUAACCCUGGAAUGUUGUUCCUUGCUUAGUGUCCCAACAGCUUGGCAUUAGUACCUUUUUUUUAGUCUUGGCUCUGAACUGGAAGAAAAAAAAUUUCCCUAUUGGAGCUAGACUUGUUCAUUUAAAGCCUUUUGUUGUCUUAUGAAUAUAAUAAUUUAUAACAAAUUGCAGAAUUUGUCAUUUGACAUUCACUGCUUGUGUGCAUAGCGCUUUCAUGUUAUUUAUAGUUAUUCUCAUUGGUAGUGUCAAAGCUAAAUGUAGCUUUCAAAAUCUAAAUUAAAACAGUGAAUGAAAUAUCCAGAACAUAGCAUCUUCAUGUUCUCAUUGGGAAAAAAAAUCCCCUGAGUGAAUGAUUUUGAAAGGUUUCUUUUACUUUGGUGUACAUUUGUAAGCAGAUACUGCCCAUAUCAAUGAUAAAAGGUGUGUGUGUGUGUGUGUUUGGUUUUUUUUUUUUUUCCCCUCUCUCCUUCUUUUUUUUGGGCGACAUGGCCUAGUGCGACAACAGCCUGAUUUGAGAACGAUGGAACACCCGUUAUAUGGUGGUUGGACAGAUGCUGUUUGUUCACUCGAAUGCUAAAACUUUAGUAUUCUGAUGUGAUCAUGUCGAACUCGCAUACAUAACCAGCUGUGAGAUAACGGCCUGUUCAGAUUGCAAUCAGAAUAAAAUUACAGAGGGGGCUAAUACUGACGGCUGAUUUGACAAAGUACCCCGACCAACCUGAGGGUAGGAAGAAUUUAAAUAAAAUCAAAACCUAUAAAUGACCAGAGAUGAAAUAUUUCCUCACAUUAUGUAAUCCUUGCAAUGUUACUACAAUAAAUGUUGCUUUAUUUCUCUGAAGAA
Messenger RNA from Neoarius graeffei (lesser salmon catfish), 6337 nucleotides. It is a transcript of the gene upf1, whose product is annotated as UPF1 RNA helicase and ATPase. NCBI's taxonomy places the organism in Eukaryota, Metazoa, Chordata, Actinopteri, Siluriformes, Ariidae. Gene Ontology annotation, cellular component: cytoplasm. The coding region runs from base 193 to 3495 and encodes 1100 amino acids. Gene Ontology annotation, biological process: nuclear-transcribed mRNA catabolic process, nonsense-mediated decay. The transcript is spliced from 24 exons. The record is from RefSeq and is a predicted model, not a curated record. Gene Ontology annotation, molecular function: DNA binding; hydrolase activity; RNA binding.